CGUCCGCGAGGCAGAAAAAAAAAACCGGUCCGUUUCGACCGUUGUCGGCAAGCACACGGACUUCAACAACUGCGCGAGACUAGCAGGUGUACUCCGACAAUUCACACCUGGGCGUCGGCCAGUGGGCAUCGCAGACCAAACCCAGCGCACACGGGACCUGGGCUCGAGUGGAACAUCGUCCCGCCUCCGGUGCCUGCCAGAGCCUCCGUUACGGACCACUAAGACAGCGUGAAAGAAAACCGUACGCAGAAUGCAGCUCAUGGUUUUCUGCCUGGUCGGGGCCUUCCUCACUGUGGCCUCGGCGCAAGACCACGUCAGGGUGAUAGCCGCAAGCAACGACUUCGCUUUCCGACUACUUCCGCUGCUGUCGAGUUCCCAGCGCGACAACGUCUUCUUUUCACCAUACAGCGUGACCACCGCCCUGGCCAUGGUUUACGCUGGCACCGACGGCAUGACACAGCGCGAACUACACGAAUCCCUGAGCUACAACUUAGUAGGGAUCGAACCGGACAAAGUCCUGAGCGCGCACACCGAGCACAAUCGUCGCUUGCUCGUGCCGUCCAACUCAACGCUGAAGAUCGCGAACGCAGCGGUCCUGGACGACAAGCUCAACGCUCUGUCGGGCUACGUGAAAGCUCUGAAGAACGGCUUCGGGGCCGAGCUUCUCAAGGCCGACUUCACCGGAAACGGGCAAGCGGCCGUGGACGCCAUAAACUCGUGGGUGAACCAGAAGACGCAGCAGAAGAUCAGCACCUUGUUCGACAAACCGCUCUCCAAAGACACCAGACUGGUUGUCUUGAACGCCAUAUACUUCAAAGGAACCUGGCGCACGAAGUUCAACCAGUCGGAAACAGCGAAGGCCCCCUUCUACACGGGCGACGGCCGCUCGACCAGCGUCGACACCAUGCAGGGCACUGUCAAGGCGGGAUACGCCUACGCGAGGGAUAUCGGAGCCACUGUGCUGGAUCUGCCUUACAACGGCCUCGACUACAGCAUGACGAUACUGGUUCCCCGAAACGGGACUAAUGUCGAAGUGCUGAAGAGGGGCCUGAAUCUGGCGGCGUUUAGAAAUGCUCUGUCCCGGCUCCGCGAAAUCAAGAUUAAAGUUCACCUCCCUAGGUUUAGGCUGGAGGAGAAGUACGAGCUGAAGGAGGCUUUGGAGAGGUUGGGCAUCAAGAGGAUGUUCCAUGCUGGCGAGGCCGACCUGUCCCAAAUCAACGGAGGCAGGGACCUCUUCGUGGACAAGGUGUUGCACAAGGCUGUGGUGGAAGUCAACGAGGAAGGCAGCGAAGCGGCCGCCGUCACCGCUGUCAACGUCAACACGCGCUCCAGGCACAAUCCGAUCGUGUUCCGCGUCGACCACCCGUUCCUGUUCUUCAUCCGCAACACGCGGAUCGGAGAUAUCCUCUUCGUUGGACUAGUGAACAAAGUCGAAUGAGCGCCCGCCCAUGCUGGCACUAACUGCAACAGGGUUUCACGUUUACGAACUCGCUGUCCUUUCCAAGUUGUCGACACAUGUCAGUGUCCAUCCUGCGCUUUUUUUAUCGUUGCGCAGCGUUUCUUUAUACUCUACUCAAAUCUUUCUCGAUGUAUCUCAUAUGUCUCCGUACAGGACCUGUUUCAAGGCAGGAUGUUCACAUCCUACCUGCCUUUCCUUAUAGCUUUGCUAUCUCCGACAUUCUAGCGUAUCAAUUGUGAGCAUCCGAAGUAUCUUCUUGGAAUGAUGACAAUGCAAAGCGCAACAAAAUAGACGAGGUUAACAUUGGAAGAAAGGAACAUAAAAGCACGAACGUUCCCAUUAACGCUUUCGUUGUGCUGCUCUUACAGUUAAAAUAAUGAGCAGUAGUUAUUAGACUCAGCUCUCGAUACAGUAGAAUACGAACAACGCACAGGAAAGCGCCGAGUGAAGGCUAAUUGUGUGAGAUGGAAUGAGACAUUUGUCGUCAAGCUGUACUCGACGUUGAUAUCUCCUGUUUUAUCCACAAUGUAUUCUAUGCUUGCUAAGUUUUAUCAUUCACAUUCACUUUCAUACUAGAAAGCAAAUGUUCGCGACUGCUCUGCCAAGAAAGUGGAGCAGGUUUAGUCGCGUUCAGUCCAUCGUUUUAUUGAAUUGUACUUUGCUCUAAAAUGCGCAUGCUUCUGUCAGGCUGUCGCAUAUUAGAAGCAUCGUUAGACUUGAAUAUUGUAGUGAUGAAUGAGGACCAAUGUGGUUCGAACGUACUAGCUAAGGUGCUAUAGUUUGUAAUAUGUAUGUUAAGCUCUGAAUAGCGUGAAAAAGGAACCUAAAACAACCUGCAAAAGACUAAGAACGAAUCCAAAUUUUGGCGCUACUGUCCAUAUUAUUAGAGCUCUAUUCUAAAAUGUCCUCUUAUUUUAUUUUAUUCUAUAUGUGCUGUUAUUUGGUUCACACACUUUUUUUUCUAACAAAACACACAGCAUUUUUUCCUACAAUCAUGAAAUAGGAACCUCCUCGCCGUUAUGUUAUGUUUAGCGCAAAUGCACAAAUAGACAUGCUUACUUCAAAUAAAACUGAGUUCUGCCAAGCUAGGAACGUUUUGUGCCAGUUAACGCAGCGUAAGUUUGAGAGCGUAACUUCGAGUUUUCGUGUUGGUCAGAAUUCACGGUUUCAAGGACUUGUAUCGUAGUGUGCUCGUACUGUAUUACAUUUAUUAUUUUCCAACACGACACUUGUGCCCUUUUCUAUGCCGGAGAGCCAUAUCUAUCCAACUUUAGAAAGGAUGCCUUUUGUUAUGAUUACUUUGUGAUGACUACUGCUCUAGAAUGACGUAGCGGAAACGUGCAGAAAUUUUCUUGUUUUUUGUUCCCCCUUUUGCUCCUUUUCAAGUUUCUCUCCAUUUGCCAUACUGUAAGCCUGUGGUAUAAAAGUUCCUAACGCCGCCUUCCAACCACAAAGGACGCUGGCUUCCCAUAUAUGUAUGUUGUCUAUGCACAACUGUGCCAACAGGGUGUAUAACAUAUUUUUGUCGUGUCACUAAAAUUAAUGCGUACAUUUUUAUUGUUAUGAUAAGGUUUAGCAAACUGCACGAGGCCUGGUGCAGACUGCUCAUGCUAGUCUCUACUUAUUUCCUAUUUUUUAUGCUAUAUAUUCAAAUGGAAAAGAGAACGAGCAGUAAGACUUUCACUACUGUGAAGCCCGUUUCACAAGUUGCGAAUUUGACUUCGUUUUCGCACUUGCGAAUUCGCAGUUGCGGCAAAUGGGCCGUCCGACUCUUCGUGUGUGCGAUUUUUCGAUGUUCAGAGUGCUGAACUUCUCUGCGAAAACGCACAUGCGGCAAUUACGGAGAACAAAUCAGAACGUUGAUCGUAGACACGUCAGUGUGGCCUGCCUGCUUAAUUUUUGGUUUGAUAAAGUAACGCACUCGAACACAAACAAUUGUCACGAAAAGAGUUUCUAAGUUGUUUUACUUUGUUUUCACCGAAGCGAACUGACGCCAAGAAUAAUUGAGUCCUCCGCUAGGUGCUCGCAAAUGCGAAAAUCACAGAUGCCGCGCUCGGUGCAUGCAGCAAUGCGAAGUUUGCAUUUGCGGAAAUUGUAGCUGCGAAAAACGCAGUGCAAUAUCGCACCAUGUGAACCGGGCUUGAGUCAGUCGGGCCAGUGAAGCGAAGUUUUAUUUCUUUAGUUCUACAGCAUGAACAGGGUUAACGACAGUGGCAUCGACAAAGCCUGCCACGAAGAGUGAAAUCCAUGCACCCAAUGCAUAUGCAUAUACAGUCCACGCAUAUGCAUAGUGUUAGCUAGGUUUUUUUUUAUUAUCGCAGGAUGACCUCGAUUUUGGUUUUCGUGUAAACAAAAGCAAGCAUAUAAUAAUGACAAUAUUGAAGGUAUGUUGCUUCAUGGUUGCUGUACUUCCCUUCAUACUGACCUUUAUGUAACUCCGGUCAUUGCAACACGGAAACGUAACUCAUUGCUUGAAAGACUGGUUUCUCUAGAAAAAAUAAAUAAAUCAUGGAUGUAAUAGCUCUCAUGUAUAUGACUUCAUUGCGUUAGCCCUUCUGCAUACCCUUCAAAUGUGAUCGAAAUAUUAUUCGGACGUGCUUUGCUUCAAGUACGAGCAAUAAAGAGAUGACAAAUGCACUG
This is a messenger RNA of Dermacentor silvarum, 4099 nucleotides long. Its product is annotated as intracellular coagulation inhibitor 1. Gene Ontology annotation, molecular function: serine-type endopeptidase inhibitor activity. The record is from RefSeq and is a predicted model, not a curated record. The transcript has 3 exons. NCBI's taxonomy places the organism in Eukaryota, Metazoa, Arthropoda, Arachnida, Ixodida, Ixodidae. The coding region runs from base 251 to 1438 and encodes 395 amino acids.